UUCCUUGAUUCAAUGGCUUCAAGUUCGUCAUCUUUCCCAAGUUCUUCUGUUUCUUCUACUAGCAAAUGGACGUAUGAUGUUUUCCUGAGUUUCAGCGGUGAGGACACCCGCAAUACUGCUACGGACUUUCUAUAUUAUGCUUUAGAAGAGAAGGGCAUCAAAACUUUCAAGGACGAUCGAAAUCUUGAGAGAGGAAAAACAAUUAAACCAGAACUCCUCAAAGCGAUAAAAGAAUCCAAAUUUGCUGUGGUCAUUCUCUCAAAAAAUUAUGCAUCUUCCACUUGGUGCUUAGAUGAACUUGUAGAGAUCAUUGACUGCGCGGAAAAAAAGGAAAUAACAGUUUUGCCUAUUUUUUACAAUGUGGAUCCAUCUGAUGUGCGGAAACAAAUUGGAACUUUUGCCCUUGUUGAACAUGAAAAACAAUCCAAGGAGAAGGUGGAAACAUGGAAAGCUGCUUUGAGUCAUGUGGCCAAUAUUGCCGGAUAUCCCGUAAAGGAUAGUCCUCUCUCUCGAGAUGUCAAAAGCAUUGUGGGACUAAUAUCACGAAAAUUGAGUGGUGAAUUCUCUGAUGCUAUUGAGGGCUACGUUGGAAUAGAAUCUCCAAUGUUGGAAUUGGUGUCUUAUUUAGCUUUUUGUUUAAAGGAAGAAGUUCGCUUUAUAGGGAUUUGGGCGAUGGGGGGGAUGGGGAAGACAACCCUCGCCAAAGUUGCCUAUAAGAUGUUUUCUAAAGAAUUUGAAGCUUGUUGUUUUAUUGGUAAUGUUAGGGAAAAAUAUGAAAAAGAAGGUGAACUUUCACUACAAAAAAAUCUUAUUUCUCAAUUAUUAAAUGACACAAAUUUGAAUUUGAAAAAUGAAUGUGAAGGAGAACACAUAAUCAAGAGUAGGUUACGUGGUAGAAGGAUUCUUCUUGUUCUUGAUGAUGUAAAUGAUAUAAACCAGUUACAAAAUUUAGCUGGGAAGGGUGAAUGGUUUGGUCCGGGCAGUAGAAUUAUCAUUACAACAAGAGAUAAACACGUGUUACAAUAUUUAGAAGGCCAAAUAUGUGAAGUUAAAGCAUUGAAUUAUGAAGAUGCUCUUUGUCUUUUUUUUUCAAAAGCUUUUAAAAACAAACAUGCCCCUGAUGAAUAUUUAGAACUGUCCAAAGGCAUUUUAGCAUAUGUUAACGGUGUUCCUUUAGCUCUUGUCACUUUGGGAUCUUUUUUGUUUGGAAGAAGUACGGAUGAAUGGAAAUAUACGUUGGAGAGGCUCAAAGAAAAACCUAAUGAAAUAGUUAAUCAAGUACUAAAAAUAAGUUUUGAAGGACUUGAAGAAUCUGAGCAGGAAAUAUUCUUAGAUAUUGCAUGCUUGUUUAAUCACGAGGUGGAAGAUCAUGUGGUAGAAAUACUAGAAAAUCUUGGCCGCCUUCCCCGUAUUGGAUUAAAGAUUCUCAUUGAGAAAUCUCUCUUGAAAAUUUCCGAAAAUAAUGAGUUGGGGAUGCACGAUUUACUAAGAGAUAUGGGUAGGGAUAUUGUUCGUCAAAAAUCUCGUGAUGAGCCUGGGGAGUGCAGUAGAUUGUGGCUUUAUGAGGACAUUGAUCGUGUGUUAAGAAACGAUACGGGAACAAAAAAAGUUAAAGCCAUGGAUAUCAGGGGAGCAGAGGAAUGUUGGCGAGGUUUCACAUUUUCAAAAAAACAAAAAAGGCCACUUUGGAACCCUAAUGCCUUUUUGAAGAUGUCCAAUCUUAAAUUUCUAAGAGUUCGUAAUGUUUUCCCUCAGCAUGUCCCAAAACAUCUUCCCAAUUCUUUAAGAUAUCUUGAAUGGAGUGGUUAUCUUGCAAAAUCAUUACCAUGUUUUCAGCCAAAUGAGCUUGUUCAACUUCAUUUGCAGCAUAGCAAAAUUGAAUUUCUCUGGGAAGGAAUGAAGAAUUUUGACAAGUUGAAGUCCCUCAAUAUGGCUGGCUCCUCGAACUUGAUUAAAGUCCCCAAUUUUAAUGGAGUUCCAAAGCUUGAGGAAUUAGUUCUUGAAGGGUGUUCAAAGUUACGCACGCUUGGCCCAUCCGUUGGAAAAUUGAAAAACCUCAAACUUCUUAAUCUAAAGAAGUGCCAAGAACUAACUAGUCUUCCAAACAAGUUUGAAUGGAAAUCUCUUGUGACUCUUAAUCUUACUGGUUGUUCCAAAGUCAAGAAAAUUCCAGAAUUUGUAGGAAACAUGACGCACUUACAGGAACUUCUUUUGGAAGGCACUGCUAUUAUAGAAUUACCUUCAUCAGUUGAAUGUUUGACUGGCCUUAAUACUUUGAUCUUGAAGAAUUGCAAAAAUUUAGUGUCUUCCUAACAUCAUUUGUAGCUUGACUCUAACAAUCUUAAUCUUUUUGGAUGCUCAAAAUUUGACAAAUUGCCACAGGACUUGGGGAAUAUCGGAAGUCUAAAGAACCUUGAUCUGAGUGGAACAGCUAUAAAGGAGCUGCCUUCAUCAAUUGAAUUUUUGAUUAGCCUUGAAGCAUUGGCUCUAGAAGAUUGCAAAAAGUUUGUGCUUCUUCCAAGUACCGUUUAUUGUUUGAAGUCACUAAAGGAAAUGUGUCUUUCUAGAUGCCCAAAAUUUGUUAACUUGCCAGAGAACCUCGGGAAUUUCAAACAUAUGAGGAGACUUUUUUUUGAAGGAACAGCAAUAGAAGUAUUGCCAUCAUCUGUUGGACAUUUGGCUACCCUUGUGGAUUUAAACCUAAAAGAUUGCAAAAAUCUUGUGCGUCUUCCAAGCACCAUUUGUAAUUUGAAGAGAGUAUCUAGUCUUAAUCUUGCUGGAUGCUCGAAAAUUACCAACUUGCCAGAGAACCUGGGGAAUAUGGAAAGCCUAAGUACGUUUUAUUUGGAUGGAACUGCUAUAAAAGAGUUACCUUCCUCCACCAUUCACCUUAAAUCGGUCAUGUAUGAUUUAUCUUUCAAGGGAUGUCAAUUGUCAUCAUCUUCAUUGACAUCUAUGCCAGGAGGUUACUAUAUGGAUCUCAGCGACUGCAACCUUUCGGCAAUUCCAAGCGGUAUUGACCGCUACCUUUCGGCAAUUCCAAACAGUAUUGACCGCUAUCUUUCGGCAAUUCCAAGCGGUAUCCGCUACCGUUCGGCAAUUCCUAGCGGUCUUGACCGCUACUCUACAACGACUUUAUAUUUAAGUGGAAAUGAUUUUGUUUCCCUUCCUGAAAGCAUCUCUCAAUUCUCUCGAGUAACAAGUCUUUAUUUGGAUGGUUGCAAAAGCCUUCGAUCAUUAUCAAAUAUUCAGAUUCCGUUAACAGUUAGAUUUUUAUGCGUAGACAAUUGUACCUCACUGGAGAGAUUGCCAGAACGCCCAGAACCAACAAAUGAUUACGUCCGGCGGUUUGGGGGACAAAGCUUGUUUGCUUCUUUCACUGUCCAGUGUUUCAACUGCUUCAAAUUGGCUGAAAAUUUUGAAAACUUCAGUAACAUGUUUCAGGGAAACAGUAGUCAACAAUUUGAGAUAUGUUGUAUUAUUCCUGGAAGGGAAAUUCCGAAAUGGUUUGGAAAAGUGAACAUAUGUGAUACUUCACUUGCCACUUGUAGUGUGGAUGAGGGUUAUAAUAUAAAAAAAAAAGUGAAGAUACAAUUGCCUGGGUCUGGGUCAGGGUGUGAUGAGUGGAGGGGAAUUGUUUUGUGCGCUGUUUUUUUACCCCCUGAGCGUCAUCAUAGAUUCCAACUGGAUCAUAGAUCCCAAUACGACUCCUACCACCCCUUCCUGGACCAUAAGAUUAGAGUGAAAUUUGUGAGUGGAUCGGGGUAUGAAUACAGGUGCUAUACUACGCCUGAGUUUACGUCAGAAUAUGGUGAAGUUGAGUCGCAUCACCUUUGGCUGCACAGUCUGUCCAAGAACGAGUUAUGCCUUCUGAAAACUCCUGGCCGCUCUAUUGAUAAGAAGGGAUUCCAUCAAGUUGAGCUUGAAAUACAGACCCGGGGCUUGGAGGUGGAGAAAAUUGGGUUUCGUGUGGUAUAAAAGCAAGACAUUGAAGAUCCCAAUUGAGAUGUGAAAUGGAGUAUGAUGACACUUUCUUCAGUUGGUGAUGAAUCUAGGGUUUGAAGAUCCCAAUCAAAAUAAGCGAAGCCCAUGAUGAGGAUGAUGGGGAAUUCUUUUCUUCACUUGUUUAACCUGCUUAUUAGAGAAUUCGACAGACAAGCCAAGGAUUUGGAGAUUAGAAAUGAUCCAGAUGCUAACAAGGUGCUGAAUGAUAAAAAAAAAAAGUCAAUGAUCAAAGAGUUGAAUUCGUAUGUUGCUCUUGAAAAGCAUUCCUCAUGCGGGAUUUGGAUUGGGCUUCGAAAGGCUUGUGCAAUUUGCUACAGGAAUAGAGAAUAUAAGAGACAAUCCUUUUCCCUCAAACGCCUGAUUCAGCUGAAUUUUAAUGAUGAAGUUACCUUGGAUGGCUGCUGUCUGUUGGUGCAAGUAACUAAUCAAAACCCUAAGAACUUGGCCAAUUUGAUGGCUUUAAUCUUUGUGUACGCUAUAUUGAUGAUUUUAUAAUUUUUUAUUUUUGAGAAUUCUUUGUAUGCAAUGUAGUGAGUGCACAAUAGCUACCUGGAGCAUGGAGGUGGAGACAUUAGGGUUCUGUUUGGUAAACAAGCAGGACAUCAAAGAGACAUAGAUUGUGAGGAAUCCAGUCAAGGAGGUUUUUUUUUCCCUCUUCUUUUACCUUUAUGAAGUAUAUUUAAUGCUAAGGCAGUUGCUAUAUGCAUGCUGCUAUGACAAAUCAACAGCUAAUAGAUAGUGGAAACCAGAUGAUGGACAAGACUGAUCAAGCCAUUGGAGGUCAUAAAAGGCUGAACAAAUGAGUCGGGCUGUUAAGUGUUAAUGAGCUGGACUAUCCAUUUCUCAAUCAAGAAAGCUUCUCAACUUGUGAAGGAACUUGGUAGGCAGGUUGCAACUGAUAGGUGUAUUAUGGCAUUACUCUUCCUUAUUAUUUCCGUUGGAGUCAUAGCCGUCAUUAUUGUAAAGCUGGUGAACUGAAACAACAAGGACAUGAGGGAUAUUCCAGGAUUAGCCCCACCAGCAAUGGAUUGGAAAUUAGUUUGGAGUGCUAGUUAAAAAUUUAGAAAAGGAUCAUCUAAUGAGAUUGCAAUGAUUGAUUUUCCAUCUUAUGGAUGGAACAUCAGCGUAGUUCGUGAUGCUGCUGGUGACACCUGUUUUAUAGAGCUGGUCUAGACUUUAGUUGAGUAUUGAUUUCUUUCAAGUAAUUUUUCUGUAGAUUGGUCAACCAUUCCCGAAUGUUAGUCUCUCAAACUACUGCUGGGAUUCAUUCGCUCCAAUUGGAAGUGGUCCUGUGUGAUUAUUUCUUCCCCGACUGAAAAAUCAUUCCUAUUUGAGGGAAACUUCAAAAUGUGUAGAUUGUGUUGUUAACACCAUGAUUUGCUACACUUAUAAAAUAUUUGAUCUGCACUCCAUAAUAUAUUUAUGGAAAUUUUUGUUAUUCACUGUUUA
Quercus robur (English oak) is the source of this 5454-nucleotide messenger RNA. Its product is annotated as disease resistance protein RUN1-like. Gene Ontology annotation, molecular function: ADP binding. Lineage: Eukaryota; Viridiplantae; Streptophyta; Magnoliopsida; Fagales; Fagaceae. Bases 13 to 2313 code for a protein of 766 amino acids. The record is from RefSeq and is a predicted model, not a curated record. The transcript has 13 exons. Gene Ontology annotation, biological process: defense response; signal transduction.